This is a messenger RNA of Menidia menidia (Atlantic silverside), 954 nucleotides long. The record is from the annotation of a GenBank genome assembly. Lineage: Eukaryota; Metazoa; Chordata; Actinopteri; Atheriniformes; Atherinopsidae.
AUGGCGGACAAACUCCAGAAAUACAAAUUCACCGCAAGUACUAGCAAACAAGCUAACCCGAAGCCUACCACGAGGAACACAGCCAAAUUAGCCACACAGGGCGGAGCGACCCACACCGCACCCACCCAUCCCUCAGGUGAAGUCCCAGGUAUGGCUGAAGACUUGAAAGCGGAGAUUCUGGCCAGCAUAAGGGAAGACCUAAAAAACGUUAUAAGAGAUGAGCUCAAAUCGGCGCUGGCAGACGAGAUUAGCUCGAUCAAAAACGACCUACAAGGGCUAAAGACGCUAAUCGCUAACGAUGUCACCGCUAUCCGUGCUGACAUGGAGCUCGUAAAGACAGAUGUAAACGAGGUGAAAGAUGGUUUGAACACAUGGUCUGAUGAAGUGUCAACACUACAGACAACAGUGGAAAGCCUCCAGAAAGAGAUAAAGACAAUGCGGGAUAAAUGUGAAGACAUGGAGGGCAGAAUGAGGCGUGCCAAUAUUCGGCUAGCGGGCAUCCCAGAGGCUAAUUCCAGCACCCCGAAGGCUAUUGCUAGCGCCCUGAAAGAAAUGCUACAGCUGGAUCGUGACGUCAAAGUGGAUCGCUCUCACCGUAUUUUUGGGAGCUCGAGAGAUGGAGAUAAGCCACGGGUGAUAAUUGCUAAGAUGCAUUAUGAUGAGGACGCCGUGGAGAUACUACGAAAGGCUCGUGACCAAGCACCGUUAUUUUAUAAUGGCCAGCGUGUCUCAAUAUUUCCGGACUACACCGCUAACGUUGCUAAGGCGAGAGCGGCAUUCUCAGAAGUGCGGAGUGCCCUACGCGGACGAAAGGACAUACGCUACGGUCUUCUCUUCCCAGCUCGACUUCGAAUAACCCAUAAUGGCAACAGCAGAGAGUUUGUGGAUCAUCGGAAGGCUAUGGACUAUGCCAAACAGAUCCUAAUGGAGGAGCGGCCUGCAGCAAACGACUAA